CCACAAAAAAAAUCCCAUCCCCCAUAUACCCACCUCCCCCCAAACUUCACUAAGAACAACGUUUGCACGUUUGUUUCAUUACAUUAGACUGUGGCUCCUUAAAUUCUUGAUAUAUAUUCAGGUACUUCAUUUCUUCCUAGUUCUUCGCACUCUUGUCUUGUUCAUCUUUUGUUAGGGGUUUUAUCUGUACUGAAAUUAAUUACUUGAAUUGGGUUUUGGGUUUAAUCAGGUUUUUGGGUUUUGAAGCAGUCUCUUUAGGGUUUUUCAGUGAGCUGAAAUUUUGAUUAAUCUAAUAGAAAUUGCUGAAGUUGUUUGAUCAUUCUGAAUAUAAUUGUUUUUGCACAUUGCCAGUUUGAUUAGGGUGUCAUAAAAAUUGAAUCUUUGCUUGAUUCUGAUGGCUCAGUCUAAUUCUAAGCCACCUAUGAGUCACAAUUUUGGUGUGGGAGCUUCUCAUGUAAGUUUGAAGGACACAUCCAUGGAAGAAGUAGAUGUGAAUUGUCAAGUUCCAAAAGCUGUGUCUAACUUUGUAAGGGAAAAUGCGUUGCGGGGUAGUGACGGUCUUCCUCCUCGGAAAGGACAUCGUCGAUCUAAUAGUGAUGUUUCGUUAGGAUUCUCGGAUAUGAUUCAGUCUUCGCCUCAGUUGAUUCCCAUAAGUGUGCAGAGAAUUUCAGGGAGAGCAGUGAAUCUUGGGGAUAGCUCGGGGAGGGAAAAAACAAUUGAUUUGCAGAAACAGCCAAUGGGUUUGAGUAGUAAUGGAAGGAUUGAUGUAGAGGGAAUUGGUGAGAGGAAAUCGAGGGGAGAGGUUACGGAUGAGUUGUUGUUUUCCUACAUGAAUUUGGAAAAUAUAGAGGCAUUGAACUCUUCUGGCACUGAGGAUAGAGACAAGGGCAGCAUGGUCAGUGGUGCAAAGGUAAGCGGUAAUGAGAGCAGCAACAAUGAAGCAGAAAGUCUUUUGAAAGGGAACGGUGUUAGCAGCCAACUGACAAGUUUAAGGGAAGGGGUCAAGAGGAGUGCCGAUGCAGAUAUUGCUCCAACCACGCGUCACUUUAGGAGUCUUUCCAUGGAUAGUGCAAUUGGAGGUUUUCACUAUGGAGAUGAGUCACCAAAGUUACCAGCUUCUCUGGUAAACCAUUCCGGUCAGCUGUCACCUAGUAAUUCAGGAAAUGAAAGUUCGAGCCAGCGCAAUUUUGACUUUGGAAAUGCUGAAUUUAGUGAAGCUGAGAUGAAGAAGAUUAUGGCAGAUGAAAAACUUGCUGAGAUUGCAGUUUCAGAUCCAAAGCGUGCCAAAAGGAUAUUGGCUAAUCGUCAAUCUGCUGCUCGAUCCAAGGAGCGUAAAUUGCGUUACAUUUCAGAAUUGGAAUAUAAGGUUCAAAAGCUACAGACAGAAGCCACUACUUUAUCCACACAAGUUACCAUCCUGCAGAAAGAUUUUACUGAGCUCUCAAGCCUGAACAGUGAGCUGAAAUUCCGCGUACAAGCCAUGGAACAACAGGCACAACUUAGAGAUGCUCUGCAUGAGGCAUUAACUUCAGAAGUUCAGCGUUUAAAGCUCGCAGCAGGAGAACUUAGGGAUGAAGGACGGUUGCCUAAUAGCAUGAUACAACAGAUGCCAGUGAAGCAUAAUAUGUUCCCGAUGCAGCGACAGCAACCUAGUCAAAUCCAACAAUUAUCCGUUGGAAAACCAACCACUGCAUCAUCGGCUUCAGCCACACCUGCAUCCGCCUAGUGGGCGAAUACAGACAAUUGAGGAGGUGAAGAUCGUCUUUCAAAUGAAACCAAAAAGUUCGUUACCCAUUACUGGUCUCUCAUGCUAUGCACAGUGCUGAGAACCUGAGCUUUAGAUAGUCAUUAUAUAAGGUUUUUUACACAUUUCUGGCUACAACCCUUAAUUCUAUAUGUUUUAAAUCAUUAUUUUGUUCAUUGGAAAUGACUAUGACAAUAAAUUGGAGUCAAACUUUGAGCCAAUGUGUUCUCAUCUACUGUUUUCUAGUUCCAAGGAAAUUGAGGGCUGACUAUCUUAGUUUAGUCUCAGUUCCUCUGGAUUUCUACUA
Messenger RNA from Nicotiana tabacum (common tobacco), 2051 nucleotides. The record is from RefSeq and is a predicted model, not a curated record. NCBI's taxonomy places the organism in Eukaryota, Viridiplantae, Streptophyta, Magnoliopsida, Solanales, Solanaceae.